Molecule: messenger RNA, 435 nt
Organism: Rotaria sp. Silwood2
Lineage: Eukaryota; Metazoa; Rotifera; Eurotatoria; Philodinida; Philodinidae
Source: the annotation of a GenBank genome assembly
AUGGCUGGUACUUAUGAUAUUGAAGAGAAAAGAAUUAUUGAUAGAAUUAAAUGCAUUGCUUUUCGUGAAGCUCGAGAUGCUGGUGCAACAUUUCUUGAUCGACAUUGGGUUGCGAAGAAAGUUCAUCGUUCAGUUCAAUUUGUUACAGACUGGUGGAAAAAACCUUAUGACCAAUGUUUUGUUGAUUAUUCAAAUACCGGUCGAAAGCUUAAAUUAUCACAAGCAAGUCAAGACAUCAUUCUUAAAGCGAGUGGUCGACAAAGAAAAAGUUGUUCUGUUGUGGCGAAGGAGAUUGCAGAAAAGCAACAAGAAUAUGUCACUCGAAGAACAAUUAAUAAUUACCGUCAUAGAGAAGGAUUAAAACCAUUUCAUAUUAUUCCAAAACCGCUAAAAUCUGAAACUCACAUAUCAAAUCGAUUAUGGCUCUGCGAUUGA